Ochotona princeps (American pika) is the source of this 2583-nucleotide messenger RNA. RefSeq names its product phosphodiesterase 4A (gene PDE4A). Gene Ontology annotation, cellular component: nucleus; cytosol; perinuclear region of cytoplasm. Gene Ontology annotation, molecular function: 3',5'-cyclic-AMP phosphodiesterase activity. The transcript has 15 exons. Bases 16 to 2583 code for a protein of 855 amino acids. Gene Ontology annotation, biological process: signal transduction. Lineage: Eukaryota; Metazoa; Chordata; Mammalia; Lagomorpha; Ochotonidae. The record is from RefSeq and is a predicted model, not a curated record.
GUGGGGGCCGGCGCCAUGGAGCCCCCGGCCGCCCCCUCGGAGAGGAGCCUGUCUCUGCCCGGGCCCCGCGAGGGUCAGGCCACCCUCAAGCCGCCUCCGCAGCACCUGUGGAGGCAGCCGCGGACCCCCAUCCGAAUCCAGCAGCGGGGUUACUCCGACAGCGCCGAGCGCGCCGAGCCGGAGCGGACGCCGCACCGGCCCAUCGAGCGCGCCGAUGCGGUGGACACCAGCGACCGGCCCGGCCUGCGUUCCACCCGCAUGUCCUGGCCCUCGUCCUUCCACGGCACCGGCACGGGCGGAGGCAGCGGCAGGCGCUUCGAAGCUGAAAAUGGGCCGACGCCGUCCCCGGGCCGCAGCCCCCUGGACUCGCAGGCCAGCCCUGGACUCGUGUUGCACGCCGGGGUGGCCACCAGCCAGCGCCGCGAGUCCUUCCUCUACCGCUCUGACAGUGACUACGACAUGUCGCCCAAGACCAUGUCCCGAAACUCCUCGGUCACCAGCGAGGCGCAUGCCGAGGAUCUCAUUGUGACCCCCUUUGCCCAGGUGCUGGCCAGCCUUCGGAGCGUACGCAGCAACUUCUCGCUCUUAACCAAUGUGCCCGUUCCCAGCAACAAGCGGUCACCGUUGGGCGGCCCGACCCCUGUGUGCAAGGCCACGCUGUCAGAGGAAACAUGUCAGCAGUUGGCCCGGGAGACGCUGGAGGAGCUGGACUGGUGCCUGGAGCAGCUGGAGACCAUGCAGACCUACCGCUCCGUCAGCGAGAUGGCCUCGCAUAAGUUCAAGAGGAUGUUAAACCGUGAGCUCACGCACCUGUCAGAAAUGAGCAGGUCAGGAAACCAGGUCUCCGAGUACAUUUCCACAACGUUCUUGGAGAAGCAGAAUGAAGUGGAAAUCCCGUCGCCCACUUCCAAGGAGCGGGAGGCAACACUGCCGCGACAGAAACUCUGCCAGCAGCCCCCGAGCCCGGCCCCCCAGCUGCAGUCCAUGUCUCAGAUUACGGGUGUGAAAAGGGUCACUCGCAGCAGCAGCCUCACCAACACCAGUGUCCCCCGCUUUGGGGUGAAGACCGACCAGGAGGAGCUCCUGGCCCAAGAACUGGAGAACUUAAGCAAGUGGGGCCUGAACAUCUUUUGUGUGUCUGAUUACGCCGGAGGCCGUUCCCUCAGCUGCGUCAUGUACACCAUCUUCCAGGAGCGGGACCUGCUCAAGAAAUUCCGUAUCCCCGUGGACACCAUGGUGACGUAUGUGCGGACCCUGGAGGACCACUACCACAAAGACGUGGCCUACCACAACAGCCUGCAUGCAGCCGACGUGUUGCAGUCCACCCACGUGCUACUGGCCACGCCUGCGCUGGAUGCCGUAUUCACGGACCUCGAGAUCCUCGCUGCCCUGUUUGCAGCCGCCAUCCACGACGUGGACCACCCUGGGGUCUCCAACCAGUUCCUCAUCAAUACCAACUCGGAGCUGGCGCUCAUGUACAACGACGAGUCGGUGCUGGAGAACCACCAUCUGGCCGUGGGCUUCAAGCUCCUGCAGGAGGACAACUGUGACAUCUUCCAGAACCUCAGCAAGCGGCAGCGGCAGAGCCUGCGCAAGAUGGUCAUUGACAUGGUGCUGGCCACGGACAUGUCCAAACACAUGACCCUUCUGGCCGACCUGAAGACCAUGGUGGAAACCAAGAAAGUGACCAGUUCGGGGGUGCUCCUGCUGGACAACUAUGCCGACCGCAUCCAGGUCCUAAGGAACAUGGUACACUGUGCGGACCUGAGCAACCCCACAAAGCCACUGCAGCUGUACCGCCAGUGGACAGACCGCAUCAUGGCCGAGUUCUUCCAGCAGGGCGACCGCGAGCGGGAGCGGGGCAUGGAGAUCAGCCCCAUGUGUGACAAGCACACGGCCUCGGUGGAGAAGUCCCAGGUGGGUUUCAUCGAUUACAUUGUACAUCCCUUGUGGGAGACGUGGGCGGACCUGGUCCACCCGGAUGCCCAGGAGAUCUUGGACACGUUGGAAGACAACCGGAGCUGGUAUUACAGCGCCAUCCGGCAGAGCCCGUCGCCACCCCCCGAGGACCAGCUGGGAGGCCCAGGCCGGCCUGGCCUGCCGGAGAAGUUCCAGUUUGAGCUGACGCUGGAGGAGGAGGAAGAGGAGGAGGCCUGCACGACCCAGAUCCCGUUCACACCAUCCCAGGGUGCGUUGGCGCUGCAGGAAGUACCCACGCCUGUGGAGAACAUCACAGCCACCGCCCGGGAGGCCCCCCUGUUGGUGGCGGCUGCUGCUGCUGCGGAACCGGUAGGAGUCGCAGAGGACCAGGACAAGACCUCAGGGAUGCGGUUCCGUGGCAUGCACCUGCCACAGCUGGCAGACUCCGUGUGCGGCCUCCGCAAGUCCCCGGAUGCCCAGGCCCUGGAGAGCCCCCCUCUGUCUGGCUUGAGGACCCCGCCUCUCCCAGAGGACACGCCGGGCCUGCCGGGCCUCCCCUCCACGGCAGCCGAGGUGGGGGCCCAAAGAGAGCAGCAGGCUGCCCAAGGGACUCCCCGAGACGCCCUUCCUACAGGCCCAGCCCUGCCGGGGGACCCCCCUUGA